GUUGACAUCACCGGGGAUGGUGACGCAGGCCCGGGGCAGGGGCGGAGCGUCCGGAGCCGUGUUUACCUCAGGAGCCGGCGGCGGCGCUUGAGUGGAGGGAUCCCGGUCCACAGUAGUUCCUCGUUUGUCUUCCUCCUCCUCCUCCUCUUUCACCGCCACCAUGUACCGGGCCCUGUACGGCUUCCGCUCGGCCGAACCCAGCUCUCUGGCCUUCGCCGCCGGCGAGACCUUCCUGCUGCUUGAGCGGAGCAACCAGCACUGGUGGCUGGUGACCCGGGCUGGUUCCGGGGAGACGGGCUACGUGCCGGCCUCUUACCUGCAGCGCCUACAGGUGCUGGAACAAGAUGUGGUUCUGCAGUCUAUUGACAGAGCUAUUGAGGCCAUUCAUAAUGCGGCAAUGAAGAAUGGGGGGAAAUACAACUUGGAACAGAGGGAUGUCCUCCAGAAGCUGAUCCAUCAUCGGAAGGAAACUGUUUCUCGCAAAAGUCACUCACCAUCCACUCAAGGGAUGACUCCAUCUUCCAGUGAUCAUCAUCUGGACUUAGCCAGGCAACCCAAUGGCAUCUGCAGGACUGGAUAUGAGCGACACCAUAGCUUGCCUAACACUGAUGCCCAAGAAGAUGAAGGUGAUCUUUACCAGGUCCCACCACAGCCACUCCGUGCUGCUCCUGUUACUCCCCCACCACCUGAGAAAUACAAAAAUAUGCAGAUGGCUGCCUCUGUUAAAAAUACAGUUGAAAUUGCCUCUGGGUCAGUUUCUAGUGCCUCCUCUGUAAGCACUUCUCUGGAUACAUUGUAUACUGGCUCAACAGAGUCUGCUCUCCCAACUGCUACUCCCAGCCACAGCAACACCCCUCCCCCUGUUCCUAGCAGAAGUGCCCACACCAUGGGAUCGCACAGCUUGGAUGUUAGCCCUGUUGGGCAAAGAAAGCAUGGGAGUGCAAGCAAAUCCCCCCUGAUCAAAAGGGCUGCACCACAACCACCCAUGCAAAUAGGAGCUUCAAAUGCAAAUGAUGACAAGAGCAUACAAGCCAAGGAGGUGGUGCUAGCUGCUCCUACAGGGACAGAAGAUUUUGACUCUCUUUGCCUAGAAGAUAAGAAGUCAGAUGGUUUAGAGGGUGCAGAUCAAGAAUCAUCUGGCCUAGUAGUAUCUGUGCCAAAGACAAUAGGUGCCGAAUUGAUUGAACUUGUCCGCAGGAACACAAAUCUCAGCUAUGAGCUCUCCCGGGUUGCCAUUGGUGUAGUAAUUGGUCAUAUUCAAACUUCUGUUCCUGCCACUAAUAACAUCAUGGAGCAGAUUCUCAUCUCAUUGGUGGAAAGCAAGGAUCUUUGUUCAGGACUGCCUUCUGGACAGAUUUGCCAUGAUGAACAGAGACUAAAGGUGAUAUUUGCAGAUCUGGCCCGCCAUAAAGAUGAUGCCCAGCAACGCAGUUGGGCUCUCUAUGAAGACGAAAAUGUCAUUUGCUGUUAUUUGGAGGAAUUGCUUCAUAUUCUGACAGAUGCAGAUCCUGAAGUCUGCAAGAAGAUGUGCAAGAAGAAUGAGUUUGAAUCAGUUUUGUCCCUUGUUGCAUAUUAUCAGAUGGAGCACAGACUCCCAUUACGGCUGCUGCUUCUGAAGUGUUUUGGAGCAAUGUGCAACUUGGAUGCUGCUAUUAUCUCUGCUCUGGUGAAUUCUGUCCUGCCAAUGGAGCUAGCUCGAGACAUGCAGACUCAUACACAAGACCAUCAGAAGAUGUGCUACUCUGCAUUGGUGCUGGCUAUGAUAUUCUCUAUGGGAGAACCACUGCCAUAUCAUCACUAUGAGCACCUCAACUCCCAGUUUGUGCAGUUCCUGUUUGAUGUAAUUGAAGAUGGGUUGCCAUCAGACACCACAGACCAGUUGCCUGACCUGUUCAUUAAUGUUCUUCUGGCUUUUAAUCUUCACAUUCCAGUUCCUGAGCAUAAUGUGAUCAUGGUUACUGUGAGCAAGCACCCCAAUGUCAAAACCUUCACAGAAAAGCUUCUCCUCCUCCUGAAUCGUGGAGAUGAUCCGGUGUGCAUCUUCAAGCACCAGCCACAGCCACCACACUCAGUGUUGAAAUUUCUGCAAGACACCUUUGCCAGCAAGGACACAGCAAACAUCUUCUACCACACAGACAUGAUGGUAAUGAUCGACAUAAUUGUGCGGCAGAUUGCGGAUCUAUCCCCUGGAGAAAAGCUACGAAUGGAAUACCUGUCUCUGAUGCAUUCUAUCAUUCGGUCUACGCCAUACCUGCAGCAUAAGCACCGUUUGACUGACUUGCAGGGGACCUUGCAACGUAUUAUGGUGGAAGAAGAAGAGAGUCAGCAGUGCCAGAUGGACAAAAUGAUAAUCCAAGAGAUCUAUAAAGAGUUUCCAGAAAUAUCUCCUGGAGCCAGCUAAUUGGUCCAGGGAAAGAACAAUUUGGGAUAAGAAUACCUCUUGUAGUUGUAUCCUUCCUGUCCCUUUUUCCAGUACUGCUCAUAUCCUAAGGCUUAAGAGGAGUGCUAUGAGGCCCUACAGAAGAAAUUUUCUCAUUUAUGGAAACCAUUGGGAAGUUUGUUAAAGAUGACCUUUGCCCACUUGUGGUGGGAGAGAACAAAACUGUUACAAAUAAGUGGAUUAGCAGUUGCAUUGAGAUGGUGUGCUUUGACAAGAUUAGGAUAAUUUUAUUACCUCCUUGGUUAUCUUUGCACAGGAGAGAGGACAGAGAGGCUUGUGACCUUGAGUGUCUUUGAGCUGUACCUAGGGUCCCAGAGCAAGAGGCCUCUGCCGUAAACAUCAAUUUCCACCUGCAUUUCUUGUCCUGUAGCUACCAAAUGGAGUAAGCCAGUGUUUGUAGCAAGCUUCUGUAACAUCUUGUCUGCUGUGUUUAAUGCAUAAGUGCUACAGUCUCAGCAAAGGAGCUGCUUGCUACUCUUAAUCCUGUGCUACAGUCCUAGCAAGGAAGCUGUUUUGGAGUGUGUCCAGUGAUCCUUUCAGUCCUCUCUUAAUGCACUGCUUGAUAUCUGGGUUACAGCAGCCAGACCUGCUUCUCCAAGGCCUAAUCUAAGCAAGCACCUGCUUCUCUUACUGUUUUAUGUAGUAGUGUUUGCACUUAAAUUUCUUGCACACUGCACCAGCAGAGGGAUCAUGAUUGUCCAGGCAGAUCUUCAAAAGAUAUUCUGCUUGGACUCACUGCUAAGGUGUGUCCUCAUUGAGAGUUAUUGCUUGUCACCUAUUAUGUGCUGGCCUCGUUGCCUGUGGCGCUGCGCAUACAAGGCCUGUGUAUCUGUAGAUGGCAGCACACACUCCUCUCCUUUCAGCCUGGGGGUGUUUCUUGCCUUGAGCUUAAUAGCAAUUGGUUCUGCCUAGCUUUAUCUUUUUAUGUCUUGAAGGCUGCUUAAGUCUUAUGUCUAAUAGCUCUGCUCCUUAAUAUGCACAAAUUGGGAGAGCUCCUUUUUCUUUAUCUAAUUCCUCCAGGUCCCCAGCAAAAUGGAUUUGCCUGCUUUCCUAUUUAGAUCUUUCAGACAGGCUCACCUACUAAUACGGGUGUGUAGUACCUUAGUAAACAUGCACACUGCCAAAGCUCUUUGCAGUGGGUAAACAAGAGCUUUUGCAAUCUUCGGUGUAGAAGUAGCUUGAAUUAAAACUGGAAAUAUUUUGGUAACCUCUAAAGCUAAUAUGAACCAAAUAAAUUAAUUGUCUUGGGCCAGGGCAUCUGCUUUGAUGUGAUGCCCAUGUAGGGAGCCACUGGUCAUUGGUUUUGAGCAGAUGAACAAAGCAUUACUUUGGGAGUCACUGUCUGAGACUAGUGAAUAGCCCUAUUUUUAAACAAAAUGUUUAAAAUAAAAAUCAUUGUGAACAAUGAAAGGGAUUUGUAUUUUCAUAGAAUCAAAUAAAUGUAGUCAAUGGAGAAA
Rhineura floridana is the source of this 3897-nucleotide messenger RNA. It is a transcript of the gene NCKIPSD, whose product is annotated as NCK interacting protein with SH3 domain. The record is from RefSeq and is a predicted model, not a curated record. NCBI's taxonomy places the organism in Eukaryota, Metazoa, Chordata, Lepidosauria, Squamata, Rhineuridae. Gene Ontology annotation, molecular function: Arp2/3 complex binding; protein binding. Bases 161 to 2401 code for a protein of 746 amino acids. Gene Ontology annotation, biological process: endocytosis. The transcript is spliced from 13 exons.